AUGAAGGUCUCAAUGUUUAUAAACAUGCUGGUUGUGGUGGGCUUCUCAGCAGGAAAGGCUGUUCCUGAUGUCCGCACCUGCCACUUCUGCCUCUUAGAAGACCCUGCUGUAGGUUGCAUUUCAGGCUCAGAGAAGUGUACUGUCAGCAGCUCGUCCCCAUGCAUGGUGAUUACCAUCUAUUAUGAGGUCAAGCUUCGCUUCAUCAUCCGAGCCUGUGGACAGUACCAUUCCUACCGCUGCCAAGAACAGCAUACUACCUACAUGAAGUACUGGUACCAGGCCCAGUGCUGUCAGUAUGAUUAUUGCAACUCUUGGUCCAGUCCUCAGCUCCAGAGUCCUCCAGCUGAACUCCCUGACAGGCCCCAGGCCCUGCCCUUUUCUGAGUCUCAAAUCCAACACUUCUACCAGGCCUUGAACCUCUCCCUGCCACUUCCCAGCUUCCAUGCUGGGAUGGAGCCUGAAGGCCUGGAACCUCUGGCCACCCUGCCACCAACCUUAGGCUUGUCCAUUGCUGACCUGCGCCGCACCUACCUGUUUCUCAAUAGGUCAGGUCUUUUGGUUCUUCCCCAGGCUGGGCUGUGCUCUCCUCAUCCUAGCAAAGAAUCUCAAGUGUGGGCUCCCCCAGACUGA
Chrysochloris asiatica (Cape golden mole) is the source of this 630-nucleotide messenger RNA. RefSeq names its product lymphocyte antigen 6 complex, locus G5B (gene LY6G5B). Bases 1 to 630 code for a protein of 209 amino acids. The transcript has 4 exons. Gene Ontology annotation, cellular component: external side of plasma membrane. The record is from RefSeq and is a predicted model, not a curated record. NCBI's taxonomy places the organism in Eukaryota, Metazoa, Chordata, Mammalia, Afrosoricida, Chrysochloridae.